AUGAACGAAGCACUCGGGCUGGACGAACUCUCCGAAACUUCCAAAUGCUACCUCCAGGUCUUAGCUGAGGCAUAUGACAAAGCCCAUGGGUGGGACACAAGACGGCAAAUUCUUUCGAUGAUGAGUGGUGUUUCCAAUUAUAAUGAUAUCUCGAGAUUCAUACCUGGCUUAAGUAGAUAUCGUUUUACCAUAGCUAAUCUGCAUCGUCUUCAGCACGGAAGCGGCGCUUCAGUGACCCCCCAGCCUUCAUCAAAGAUAAGAGUCGACCCAAGACAACUGGAUCACUUUUUAUCUUAUAUAACAAGCCCCCAUUUGGUGCAAGAUCUGCCAUUUGGACAAAAAACACUGAAGCUCUCCUCUGGACAACUGGUUGAAGUACCCAAUGUUAUUCGCACCAUGAUACCGCAAAGGAUAGUGCGUCAGUAUACCCAGUACUGCAAAGAGACUGGAUUUGAGGCGUUCAGCGAGCGGACGAUGCUGCGUGUUCUAAAUGAAUGCAAGGCCUCGACCAGAAAGUCUCUCCAAGGCCUUGACUAUUUUGCAGCAGACGGGGCGCGUGCGUUCGAUGAACUAGAAGGCUUGGUUCUUCAAUUGGGGGAGCUUGGUCGUGGAAAGGAGUGGCAAGUGCGAUACGUGAAAUCAUUAAAGGUCGCCAAAUUCUACCUGAAGGGUGAUUUCAAGGUAAGCAACCGAAAGUGUCAAGAAUUCCAAGAAAAUUGGAUUAUGUUUUUCAAGCAGGGUUAUCUUAUUUCACAAAUGGAUGGAAGCAUGGCACGAAAAAACCGUUCCGAUGACAGGUCCACCCUGACUGGGAAAUAUACGUCGGUUUUUGCUCUUGGUAUUCGUUUUUUAUCAGUAUAAAUUAUGCUUGUAAUAGAUUUUGUCUUCUCAGAUUAUUGAGGUUAUUCGAUUUAGAUAACAUGAAGCAUACAUAUUGCAAAUAUUUUUUGUCGUUAAUGUUGCAGUAACAUGGUAAUCCAUGCUUUGUGUCAAGCUGUGUUUCCUAUUUUCACUCAGGUUCACGUGAGCUCUUCUUCUCCCGUUGCAAGUCAUUGCAGUGUAUUUGCUCUGAGUGACACCGAAGAUUCUGACCUGCGGCAGCAAUGCAAACACAACCAUGAUGAGCUCUGUGACCAAUGUGAAAGCUUGCAUUCGACCCUGAACGACAUAUCUACUGCGGUCGAUGAAGCAUCUUUUACCACAGAAGAAGACAAAGACGAAGCUUUGUUUCUCGUUAGCUCUGCUACGCUUGCCAUCAAGUCAUGGAAGUGCCAUUUGCUGAGGUCGACCCAUCAAGAUCAGGCUCGUUUGGACGUCAUCGAUGCCCUUAAUUCUGGAACAGUAUUCAUUGUAAAUGACUGGGCCAUGAAGUUCUUGCCUCAGAGAUACCGCGAGUCACAGACAGACUGGUUUGGUAAGCGGGGUAUUUCUUGGCACAUAUCUGUGGUAUACAGACGAAUGGAGGGUGUGCUACAGUGGCAAGCCUUUAUCCAUGUGAUUCAGUCCUGUACCCAAGGAAGUUCUGCUGUUACCGCGAUUAUGCAACAUGUUCUAGCCACAUUGAAGCAAGAGUAUCCUGAAAUCAACAAGGCCUACUUCAGGCAAGAUAACGCCAGCUGCUACCACUCCUCCCGCACGUUAACGAAGUGCCAAGAAAUUUCAACGAACACCGGAGUGAAGAUAGUCCGCGUUGAUUUCAGCGACCCGCAAGGCGGGAAAGGGGCUGCAGAUAGACUAGCUGCGAGCUGUAAAAGCCACAUUAGAGCAUUUAUUAAUGAAGGCCAUGAUGUCUGCACCGCCAGCGACCUGAAGGAAGCUCUGCUAUCCCAUGGCGGUUUGGAAGGUGUACGAGUGGUUUCUCUGGAUACCAUCGAAGAAACGCCAGACGAUGUGCAAACCAUAACAGGAAUCACCAAGUUGAACAACUUUGAGUUUAGUUCAGUGGGCUCUAUUUCCUGUUGGCGUGCAUAUUCCGUCGGCCAAGGGAAAGUGAUCAAAAUUGAAAAAUCCUCUUCUGGUGAGUUAAUGGUUCUUGAAUGAGCCCAGGCCUUUCUGCUAGUUUAUGACAGUCUGUUCUGUAAGGUUUCUAUUAAUAAGGGAAAAAUUUUAUCCGCAAUGCAUCAUAAAAGACUUUCCAUAAGAGAUUAAAUGUUUACAAAACGCUGCUCAAACAAACAAAACACAAGAAAAAGGGGUGAGUAUUUUAAACCCCUCUUACACGGUAUUCUGUCGUGGGCUGCCUUUGAGGGCUACGCGUUGAUGCAAGAUAAUUAUUUCUUAGCUGUGUGGCUGUCAUAUUUAUAUUUCUCUUAUAUCUUUUGAAGGUCCUGGACAAGGGAUUCUGCAGCCAUCAUUUUCUGCAGGAGAUUUCCGUUCCUAUAAAAUUACCCCCCACAAAUCGUCAGGGGAAGAAAAUGUGUCUGAAGAGACAGCUUCCAUAGAACGUGGUCAGGCAGCAGGGGUGUAUUCAUGUCCUCAAGACGGCUGCACUCGUGUUUUUCAAAGGCUUUCAGCCUUAGAAAAGCACUUGUCACUUGAAAAAUGUACCAGGGUACCAGAAAAAAAUUCUUUAAUGGACUUGGCAAAAAUUGGCUACAAAUCGUAUUUGGUGGAAGGUGUGGGAAAGCUGCCAUCGCUUCAAGCCCCUGUACGACAGGAAGAUUCUCGUGUUUCUCUGAAAGAAGGAUGGGCUCUUAGAGUAGUAAGGAAGGCUUACAGGUUCAGUGAAAAGCAAAAGUCGUACCUUUUAUCUAAAUUUCGAAUAGGGCAGACGACAGGCCACAAGCUUGACGCAGAGGUAGUUGCUCGAGAAAUGCGGCGUGCCGGGGCACCGAUGGUGCACGACUAUUCCAGUCAUCGGAAUUCCUCACAACCACCCAGAUCACCUCCUUCUUCUCAAGACAGAGUGCCUUAG
Molecule: messenger RNA, 2914 nt
Organism: Pocillopora meandrina
Lineage: Eukaryota; Metazoa; Cnidaria; Anthozoa; Scleractinia; Pocilloporidae
Source: the annotation of a GenBank genome assembly